AAAAAAAUUCAGAUUUUGUUGUUUUCGGGGAAUACCCUAGGUAUUGGGUGUUCUAGGAGAAUACCAGAUUCAUUCAUUUAUUCAUUAUUCCAACCAUACUAAAAUUAAAUGGGUCAUGAUUCUGUUUCUAUAGGUCAAUUUUAACCUUGAAUGUGGGAUGAUUCAUUCUCAAAGAAAAAUCAAUAGUUUAGUUUAGGGACUCCCUAUGUUUAGUCAGUAAUCAGUGUUUUCUCUAGAAAUACUUACUAUAAGGUAUUUACAAGUAAUUUUGGUUCAGAAAAUGCUUCCAGAAGCAGAAAAUUAUGGUAUUCUACAUCACAGAUCCUACAAAGUGAACCCAGACAGUUUCCGCAAACGAAUGGACUGGAAAAAAAUGAAAAAGAAGUGUGGUAAAUCCCGUUCCAAGCAGAAAAAAGUCGAACUUUUAUUUGAAAACGAAAUGCAAUCAGCUCCGGAAAUAGAACUUCCAGCAAAUGCAUCAGCUUUUGCUGUUUUUGCUUCAGUACGUUUGGCUGUCUUGGACAGAUGGAUGCGGAACGCGACACAAGAACACCUUCAAAGCAGCUGCAGCAUUCCCAUGAUAGACCAAAGCGAAAUUGAGAGCGACACCGAAGAUAAUACUCAGAGCAGCACUUAUGUCCCAGUAAAAGUCUCAAAAGUAGUCGGACUAGGCCUCAGAUCUGUUUUUGAGUUGAUCAAAGAGAGCAGAACAUCGCAUCCAGUCUUGUGCACUAAAGCUCUAUCAGCUUUACUCGAUGUUUUACAAGGUCAAAGCCCAGAAGGUCUAAAAUCCGAACCACCAGACAUAACAGACCCUUUAUUCGAGUUACUACUAGAUUUAGCAACUUUGCACGGUCCUGAAAGUGCAGUACCGAAUGACGGUACUCACUUAACUGCGGUUGCAUGUGCCUGUCUCCUAUCCCUUGUAGUAGUCAAAGGGGAUACCGGAAAGUACCUUAGCGCAGCUGCAGCCCUUUUAAUGUGCCCCAGAGCUCUAAGCGUGCAAAACAUACAAAUGCCCGCCGUACUUUCUUCACUUCAAAGGAGCAUCCAUGGAGUUUUAUUGGGUAAAAUGAUCAGGCCCGAUUGGUUGACGCAUGGAGUUCCAAUUAGUUCAAAAAUUGAUUUGUUUCAUGUUAAAGUACCAGCAGAUUUGCAAAAUGUUACUUUAAUACUUAAGUCUUUGGCUUUUGAUGGGCAAUAUCUUUAUUUGUUUACAAGUAAGGGUUUAUUGAAGAUUGGUAGUGGCUAUGGAGGGACUGUUAAGGGUCAUGUUUCCAUGUGGAAACAAGAUUUUUAUCCUAAUGAUAAUGGCAGUUUGGUGUUUUGUUCUGGGAAGCUUUAUUUGAAAUUAUCUGGAAGAAGAGGAGGUGAAUUUCUGAUAGUAGAACGGAACAAUCUUUUAAUUUCUGGUUCAGUUCCUCUUCAUAGCAGAGACGUAUCGGCAUCUGUAAUAUUUUCAGAUGGAGAAUAUUUAGGAACCAUUUCAGCUGCCAAAGAUGAUGGUUUUGUAGUGAGAGUUUUGAACCAAAACACUUCCCCGGCUGCUUUAAUAAGCGAGCUCCCUUUGAAACUAGCCAGAAAGUGCGUGGACGCUCUGGGAUAUGCUUCAUUUGAAGAAGAAGCAAACUCCUACACAAUAAACCUAAAUACUGAAGAAGAAGUUGCCUCGGUUUGCGCUGGCAAAGACUUCGGUCUACUCCGCACGGUCACAGGAAAAGUGCUUUACACAGGCAAAUCAUCAGCUUUAGGCAUUAAACAGGCAGGAAUCAGAACGGGAAAAUGGUCCGAGUUAAUUUUAACAAAAUCACCAAAAAUCACUCACAUUUCCAUGGGACAUGACGGUUUACAUGCUGUCCUUGUUACAGAAGAUGGGGCAGUGUUUUUCACAGGAACCGCACGAAGGGGAGAGGACGGCGAUCAAAGCAAAGUACGAAGACAACCAAAACCAGUCAAACCUAAAAAAAUGAUCAAGGUUGAUGGUUUGCAUAUAAUUACCGGGGCCUGUAAUAAUGGAACUACAGCUCUAGUGACUAGAGACGGUGAAUUGUUGAUUUUUGGUAAAGAUACUGCACAUGCAGAUGCUUCUACAGGUCUUGUGGGAGGUCUCAAAGGCGAAUUCAUAACCCAAGUAGCCUUAGGUAAAGCUCACGCAAUAGCUUUGACAACCAAAGGCCAAGUAUUCACUUUUGGAAUCAACAACAAAUUCCAGUGCGGCAGAGAGUUUAUAAAACAGUCAAGCAAAGAUAGUCCUCCUUUGCAUAAUAUAGUUGCAAUGGACACUGGCCCCACUUUGGACGAACAAGAAUACUUUGAAGAUAUAGAGACUAAUCAAAAAGAAUCUGAUAAUAUGGCCAGUUGUUCUGAAGGCAACGUAGGAGAGGGCGGGCAACAAAAUAUGUGCCCUGCUGGCACUCAUGCUUGGCACGAAGAUUUAUGCAUGGUUUGUACAGUUUGCAGAGAGUGCACUGGUUAUUCUAUUAGUUGUUUGAGUUCCAUGAGUUCAGAAAGAAACCCAGGACAAGAGUGUGGUUGCGGUGAAGGCGACAGCGGUUGCGCCAUUUGUGGUUGUUGUAGAAUUUGUGCCCGAGAAGUCGUAGAUAAUUCCGAACUGGCUGAUUUGGCAGGAAUGAUGAGGGAUAAUAAAAUAAUCCCAUCAAAGCAAAGAACAAAGUUGCAAGAGCAAAUUCAAAGUAGAUUGGAAGACAGGAAAAACAAAAGUAAAAAAUCGAUGGCCGGUUCUAGCAAACAGGCUAGCAAAUUGAAGUCUUUGAGGUCUUCUGUUCUGGCAACUCCAACUCACAAAGCGAGUAACUCCACCAGCAGGCAAAACAACAUUUUAGGCACCGUGAAAGAACAAACUGGCUCUGAUGUGGAACGAGAUGCUGCUAGAGUGGCUUGUCUACCUCCUGCUAAGUUAGCUCUGUCUUGUGACAGUCCAGUAGUUCAAAUAGCUUGUGGACUACAUCACAGCGUUCUUCUGUUGCAAAACGGACAAGUUUGGACUUUUGGCUCAAAUCUGUACGGUCAAUUAGGCUGCGGGGAUAUUUUAGCUAAAAGCGCUUUACAAUAUGUGAAGUUGCCUACUAGCGCUGUACAUGUAGCUGCUGGAAGCAACCAUACUGUAAUAUUGACUAGUAAAGGGGAAGUGUUUACUUUUGGAAAUGCUGAGAGGGGCCAAUUAGGUCGUCUACCAUCCAGUCCGAUAAGUCAAGAAAAUCCUCAACCUGGCCAAAGCAGUUCUAAGUAUAACAAUCCAAGAACUCCAUGGUAUAGUAUUCCAGGUGCUAUACCCAACGUGGGUCCCAGGCAUGGACGGCGUGCCACUUGGGUGGGAGCUUCAGGAGACCAAACCUUCUUAAAACUAGACGAAAGCCUUAUAAAUUCAGUAAGCAUCGCAAAAUCAACUGUUACAGCUAACAAGCAUUGCAUUGUUUUGUUUCCAAACCACGAAACCACUACUAGAAAUUUCAAAAGCCUAGUAAUCAACAAAAAAGAUGGCAAUUGCAACUCUUUCAAAGGCCCAGAACAAGUAGAUUUCAGCUCUAAAAUGGUCUGUAUGGAUCCUAUAUACAAUAUUCUUUGGUCGUAUGACGUGGCCAGUCACGAAGUUUGUUGCUACAAUAUUGUAGCGUCAGAUUUGCAAACUGUUAAUGUUAAUCAGUCAAUGAAGACUCUGGAUAAUAAAGUGCUGUCCGAUAUGAAAAUAAUCCAAGAUAGAUGUUUGACCGAUAAACAGGGUAGCUUAAAUUCGAUUUUAUUCCCUGAGCUGGCUUUACCUGUAACAACGAAUUGUCACGUGACAAGAUUUCAAGCAGCUUUAAAUCUCCUCUGUUGCCUGGACACUUUAACAAUAGCUCACGAUCUUCAAAUAACAGCAGUAAAAGAAGAAGUCGACGAUCGCCAAAUGGUAACAGGCAAGCAAUACUCCAAAGAAGAUUUUCAAGCUGUCAACAGGUUUGAAAGCCACGGUGGUGGUUGGGGUUAUUCCGGCCAUAGCAUCGAAGCUAUUCGAUUUAUGGCUGAUACUGAUAUUUUACUGGGAGGGUUUGGCUUGUUUGGAGGGCGUGGAGAAUAUACUGCCAAGCUAAAGCUAUUGGAUAUUGGCCCUAAUGGUGGGGAGCAAGAGGUAGACGGAGAACUUCUAGCUGAAACUGAAGAAGUGCCUUAUGAGUGUGGGCCUAGGCAAAAAUAUGCGAUGUUGUUUGACGAACCUGUGCAACUUCAGGCUCAUCGUUGGUACGUAGCUUGGUGCAGAAUAAGCGGUCCUAGCAGCGAUUGUGGUUCAUCAGGCCAAACCAUGGUAACAACAGAAGAUCAAGUAUUAUUUUAUUUUAAAUCAUCAAAAAAAUCAAAUAACGGCACUGACGUCAACGCUGGACAAAUACCGCAAUUGCUCUACAAAAUUGUCAGUCCAGAAAAUCAAAAUCCACCAAGACAAGUAGACGUAGUUGAACCCAUUCACAUCCUUUCCAAAGAAUUUUCUAAAACAGUCACAAAAGAAUGCUUUCAAAGUCUUUUGUCUCUGCUGCAAUGGUCUUGGAACACUUUUAAAUGGGGCAUUAUGGAGGGACAAUCAAUAAAAAAUAUGUAUACCAACUUGGAAUUGGAAAGGCUCGUUUAUAUAAGCACGUCAAGUCUUAGACUCUUGUGCACAUACAUCAAUGAAAUUUAUCCCAGGCAAAUAAAUAGAAAAGCUCCCUUGGAAAAUGUUCACUUAGCCGAAUGCAUAGGCGAUGUCAGAUUUUUACUGAAGCAAAUACUAUCAGACAACAUACCUUUAUUGAUGCAAAACAAAAAAUCCAGCAAAACGAAAAGCUACAGCGUCGCAUUGAUGAACAGCAUUUUACAAGAGUGCCACAACACUUUUGUCAGUUGCUUUCAUGCCUUUUACCCAACAGCUUACCUAAAGUGGACUUGUUUGUGUGAUUUAUUGGCUGAAACAACUGAAGCCUAUAAUCCUCACAGCCCUUCCAACAAUCAAAUGCUUUUAAGCGCCGUCCUUUGUGCCCUUUGUGCACCCUCUGUAAGGCUACGUGGCACUUUUCCUUUAUUGGGAGGCAAUCAGAGUAAUGAAAAUUCAUUGCAUCGAGGACUAAGCCCUUCUGAUAACACCGGACAUCCUAUGAUGAGUGUUAGUGAUAGUCAUAAUUAUCCUAUUUUGGUUGAACAAAUGAGUUAUAAGAGUCAAAUGGAAUCUACUUACACUGGUUUGACUUGGACUUGGUCUGAUGUACUAGAAAGACUAAUAAAUCUAGUCUCUGAUCCAAUAUUGAAGAUCCUACAAAAACAAACAACUGUAGCACUUUCUGAGCUCUCGAAAUAUUGCUGUCAUUUGCUGGCUAGAGUUCUAGCUGAGUUGGUACACCAAUGCAGUUCAUCUGACGAAGAUCUUCAAAGUGCUUGCGGUAGAAUCCUUCACAUGACCCCGUCAAGAUUCACAAGAACCAAUCAAUCCAGAACUUGGAACACUGGAAAUGGUUCCCCUGACGCGAUUUGCUUCCAGGUGGAUAGGGCUGGUAUUUCUAUAGUAGGGGUUGGUAUUUACGGCGGUAUCGGCCAUUACGAGUACGAAUUGGAGCUGUUAGAAGACACUAGUUUGAGUUCUGGCUUGGAAAAUCACGCAGCUCAUCGCUGGAACAGUUUGGAAAUAACGCGCGGUUCGUUCGGGCCUGAGGAUUUUGCUCCAGACGUUGUGGAAGUUAAAUUUGAUAGAGCCGUUCCAAUUAAGGAAAAUGUAAAAUACGCUGUAAGACUAAGAAAUCAUGGAGGUAGGACCAACAAUGGCGAUGGAGGAUUAAAUUCAGUCAAAGGAUCGGAUAAUACCACUUUCACAUUUUCAACAUGUUCUAUAAGCUUCAAUGGAACUACCCUUACCAGAGGCCAAAUACCAAUUUUAUUGUAUUACAGCAACCCUAUUGAGUGUGGCAAAACAUCUACGUCCAAAUUGGAAUAUCAAGCGAGAAAGGCAGCUUUAACAAUGACCAGCUCAAUAAUACAAAAUGCCUCGAAGCUAAUGAUGCUGGCCAGAGAGAAAGUUGAAGAACUACCUGCAGCAAACAUUUUAAGUGAUUCUUGCAUUGUCAAAACUCUGUUGCCUUUGGUAUUGGCUCAUGUCAGUCCUUUGGCUUCUAGUGAUCCUAAAAGUGCAGUUCAAGUAUUGGGCCUGAUUCAAGAACUGCUGCCUCAUGUGGCAGCUCUAAAUCUUCUUGGAUCUCCAACUCCCAACAUUCCCAUAAGCAAUAAAGCACUUUUGGGAUCGAAUUUAUCUAAUCAAGAAGCUUGCGAUGGUAAAAUAACUACUACUAGUAAUCAUUAUACUUGGGUUGAGAGUGAGCAUCCUUAUAAACCUGCUUCAGUUGCCAAUUACAGGGUUCUUUUCCCGGAUUGUGUUAAAUGGAUCUCGCUUGAGUUUGAUUCAGCUUGCGCCACAGCUCAGCCAGAAGAUUCUUUGCAACUUUAUAUUCCUGCAAUAGAUUUUGCUUCUAGUUAUCGUAGAAAAAGUCUUACUGUGAAUAUUUUAGACGAUUUAGACUCGCCACCGUUGCCUUAUUGGCCUGUUCUGCAUAAAUUUAGUGGAAGUUUGCAGUGGCCCUCAAACGCUGUAAUCCUUCCAGGAAAUGAAGUGGUAUUUUCUCUGGAAACUGCCUCAGAUUACUUGAAAGAUGACCGUGCCAGUGCCUACGGUUUCAAAUGCUUAGUGAUUGGCUACGAGUGGCCUCCUGAUACGAAUUUCUACACAGGAUUGAAGCAUUUGGAGGCUGAACUAUCGUUUUUGGGCGGAUUAUGCGCUGCUAGUUUAAUGAAGAAGGAUUUGUUGUUGCCUGUUGUUGGAGAUGAAGGAGAUGCAGAUAUGGAAAGUGCAGAAUCAGUGGCUACGCAAAUAUUUUCGGAUCACAGCUCCCUACUAUCCAAAGGAUUAGCUUUAAGCUCCCCUCCUACAGUGACACAAGCAUUAGAUGGAAUGCUACCUUACAGUGCCCAUUCCAAUGAACGCCUCUUCCUUCGAGACCUGGUUGGUUGCGUGGCUGGUUCCAGUGGUGGUCGCUUAGCUCAAUGGUUACAACCCGGUAGCCACGCAGAACCAUCUUUGUGCAGGGUACUGUGCACCAGAGAAGAUCUGAGACAAGGAUGGCCAACGAUUGUAACGGUACUAACACGAGAUCAGUACGGAGAUGCUGUUUAUGUACCAAAUAUGAAGGUGCACGUGAAAGCUAUACCGAUAGAUAAAAAAGAGCUAGGAAAUUGUGACGCUGGCAGAAAAAUAAGAAGAGUGAGCGAACCUGAUCCUUUGGUGUUUGGAGGUUUGCCACCUCCACCCCUGCACCAUUGCUACGAGCCAACCAUAAGAGAUAAAAUGAGGUUUCAUUCAAUCACUGUAAUGAAACCCUACCAAAAUUAUUCAUUUGAGGAAUUACGCUUCACAUCUCCUCCAGUUAAAAGAUCCAGCGAAACUAUGCUAGUAAGAGCCAAUUUGGAUGGUACCUACAGCGCCACAUGGACCCCAGCCUCAAUCGGUUGCUACUCAAUCGUAGUUAAUAUUGACGGCUACGAAAUGGAGGAGGCUUUCAAGGUUGAAGUGAAAGAACCACCUCAAGGCAUGAUUCCACCCAAUCAAAAUACCAACAAAAAGUCCAGCAAUCAGCCCAGCAAAGUUCGGAAGUUUAUCGCUAAAAAUUCGGCUGGUUUACGUGUAAGGGCGCACCCGUCUUUGCAAAGCGAACAAAUCGGGGUUGUGCAUGUUAAUGGAACAAUUGUGUUUAUUGAUGAGAUUCAUAAUGAUGAUGGGGUUUGGCUACGAUUAUCAGCGGAUACGAUUAGGCAGUACUGUAAUCCGCACAUUAUCGAAGCCUGGUGUCUUCAGUACAAUCAGCAUUUGGGAAAAACGUUGCUGCUGCCCGUCGAGGAACCCAAGACUAUUCUGGAACAAGUCCUUACCGAUACGAUUUUACGAAAGUUGCCCGAAAUACAGGAUAAAAAUUCACAAGUCAGUUACAAGGUAAUCAAAUGUGGAGCUUCUGGUCACAACGUGAGAAGCAGACCAAGUUUACAAGCUCCUCCAGUUGGUAUGCUAGUCCUGGGUAAUCGUAUUGGUGUAAGCGAAUACGUUGUAAACUCAGAAGGCUGUUGGGUGCUUCUGGAUAAAGCCACAAUCGAAAAAUAUUGCUUCAACGUUGACGGUGAAGGUGAGGCGUGGUCUUUGGCCAUCGGCACAAACAACGUUCUUUAUCUGGAUAACGUCGGCGAAUCUGAUAAUCCAAAAGCGCCAUCCUCUGACAACCAGAAACGCGGUUUUCAUUUUUCGUAUCCGAAAUCCAGCGAUUUUACAUUUUCCGGUGGUCAGAGCAGUUCCUCGACUGUCAAGUGCAAAUCUGAAGAAUUGAAUCCGUUUAUUUUUGGAGAAAAUGUAGAUGGUGAUCCACCUAAGGUGCCUAAAAGAGAACGGAAAGAUAGCAGUAAUAAGUUAAAAUUUAGACCAAAAUUGACUAGGAGCGAUGGGCAAGCCAAUGAAGGGUUUUCUGAUACUUCUGGGCGGAUUGCUCCAGAAUUAGGCUCAAACGGUAAUGGAAUUACCCCACCAGAUACACCAAAGAGGUCUCAAAGUCCCAAAGCUUUUUCUCCUAAGCCUAUGAGCAGAAGCUCUAGCCCAAUAGCUUUACCUAGCCGUGCCUUUCCUCCUGAAAGUGUCAGCAGCAGCCCUCCAAUUCAUGGAUCAUCUAAAAGCAUCGGUCUAUCACCUUUAGUCUCAGGUCCUGAUGGUACAAGAAGAGGCUCGAAUCAAUCCGACACAAGUGCUCUAGUUAGUAGCAUCACAAGAGACUUGUCUCAAUCCCCUAGUCAAUCUAGAGGAUUGACGCCAAGUCCUACUAGUAGCUCAUUACAUACAAGCCCACCACAUACGCCAGUAAAAGACAAUGAGCAAAAAAAACUAACUCAAACUGGUACUCAGACAUCUCCAGAAAACGCUAUAAAUCCAGUCAAGGGGCAUUUCUCCAUUGGCACCGUUAACAAAGAGGAAAAAGUAUCGCCGAAAAUGAUGCGCAAAGAUAGAGGCGCGACUAAAAACCGUCCAAAAAGGGCCAUAUCGCCGGCGAACAUGCAUCAAAUGCCGGCCACUUCAAAGACCAGUUAUCCAGCUGGCGAACCCGUUAAACAAGCCAUGAGCCCUUCGGUGGCUGAAUCUUUGCGGGCCGUUUUCGCGGCUUUUUUGUGGCACGAAGGUAUCGUUCACGACGCGAUGGCUUGCGCUAGUUUUUUGAAAUUUCAUCCAACUUUACCGAAACAAGGAGCUCAAGUUGUCACUCGACAUUCCGAUACUCCUCUCGAUAAACGACGCAAAGAAUUGACCAAAGAGGAAAGGGCUAGACAACGACAUUCAGUGGAAGUUAGUAACGCUGGCAAUUACCUCCACAUCCAACCAUCCACUUUGGAAUCUCUAACGCGAUCAGCGGCCAAUGCCAGCGCCAACAGAAACAGAUCCAGAAAAAUCACAGAUGGUACGAUUAAAGAAGAAUCCUCUGAGCCAAAUUACACCUACCAAACCAUAUCGGUCUUACCGCCUGCUUUAAAAAGCCUAGUAUUCUUAUGGGAAGAACUGACAUCGAAUUGUUUACAAAACAUGAAUCAACAACUAACAGCUUCAACCAAAGAUCGGGGAGGAAUGAAAACCGACGCCAAAGAGAAAAACAACACAAUCGAAAAGGAAAGCAAGAAAAACAAGAAGAAGAAAGUGCCUCCUAGGAAUUACUUGGAAGAUAUCGGCUUGACUUCGUAUUUGCAUGCUGGAGCGGGUGAUACUUUAUGCGAAUUGUGUGGUGACAGUUUUCCUCAUCCUGUUACUUAUCACAUGCACCAAGAACAUCCUGGAUGUGGCCAACACGCUGGAGGCAAAGGCUAUAAUUCUGGAGGAAAUUAUUGUUUAGGAUGGGCGGGAAAUUGUGGAGAUGGAGGAGUUCCUGGAAGUUCUUGGUAUCUCCUUUGCGAACAGUGCAGAGAAAAAUACACAAAAAAUUGCAGAGGCAAGCAAUCAGCUAAAGCCAAAACCAUUAUCCAUAGAAAGCCAUUGCCAAUGAGGCCAAUGCCCUCCGGUUCCGAACAACAUAUUGUCAUGAAAAAUAACGCAAUGUUCCUAUUGGAUUUGGCUAGUUCCGCCGAUACUGGAAUGGGCAGUCAGAGACGGGCAUCUGGAUGCGUUAUGCCAUCAGUUUCGGAAAAUAUUACUCCUCCAGAUUGUUCUGGACCUUUUGGUCCUUUACCACCUUUUCAAUGUCUGUCUACUUUGGGAGGCAUGAAUUUCUUUGACGAGCCAGCUUUUUACAAUGAAAUGCUGCAAAGGCAAAAUUUUCAGAAUAGUUUUGGCAAUAUUCCUUCUACCUCUAGCCAACGACCCCUUUCUGAAGUAUCUUUAUCUGAAACUGAAUCAGACGCAAUAAAAGGUAUGAGAUUUCAUCGAUCAGUUUCAAUGGGUACCAACGGAAUUCCGUGGGCCAAAGCCGGCUAUGAUGGUAGAAUUAUAAUGAUGCGUCGCAGGAAUAACAGCAGCUCAGAAAUUGCUGGAGAAGGUGGAUCAUCUUUGCUGUGCAAUCCCUCGCCGGCCUUACAAAAAUUGUUACCCAAAGAAGAAAUAUCGUCAAUUGUCAAUGACGAGCAAAGAGAGAGCCUGCAUUUAAUGGAAAGGCCCGUUUUACAAUUUGUGGUACAACAAUACGAUUUGGAUUCAUUGAAAAUUUGUAUGAAGCAAGCCUUAAGGAAAGCAAUGUGUAGAGUCUACGCCAUGCAAGCCCUAAACUGGCUCCUCAGGUCCGUUACUCAACCAAUUUGCUUGCACGAUUUAUUAUGGUGGUUCGUUACCUCACUCACACCUGUAGAAAUUGAAAUGGAAUCCGAAGAGGAUAAUAGACCUCCUAAAAAGGCAGAUGAAGAUUUAAAUGUUUGCGAACAUCCAUUGUCUGAUAUCACUAUUGCUGGUGACGCUGUGCAUCCUUUACCAGGCACGUUUCAUGCCCUUCUACAAACUAUUGCCCACAUAAUGAUUUUAUUACCUAUGGGUUCACCCUUACAGCAAAUUUCUGUUAGAUGUUGGGGGUUGCGGUUUGAACCCGCUGAUCACAGCUUCCUACAUCGAUCGCAAGUGUUUAAUAAUAUUAGCAAAAUUUUGUCUAGGAGUGAGGAAAUGGAGGACUUUACUAUUUCAAUGCACGAAAGCGCCUUUCACCAUCCAACAGCUUCAGUUGAAUGCCUCAAAGAUCUCACCCAAUCAGUUGAAAUUCGUGCUUCAAGUAGACAAGCAAUGAUUGGAAGUCUAACUGACGGAUCCACUGAAACGUUUUGGGAAAGUGGAGACGAGGACAGAAACAAAACUAAAAGUAUAACGAUUAUUUGCGCUCACGGACAACAUCCAGUUUUACUAUGCGUUCAUGUGGAUAAUUGUAGGGAUCUCGGCAAUAAAAUUGCUACGAUUACAUUUUAUUCUGGACAAAACACUGACGAGCUUGUUAAACUGAGGACUGUCGAAGUUGAAACUAGAUUGCUUGGUGGAUGGGUUAAUUGUCCAAUAACAGAGCCUCUAGACAACGUUAUUAGAUUGGAGCUAAAAGGCCCUGAUAAUUCGGUACGUUUGCGUCAGAUUCGUAUACUUGGAAAGGUGGAAGGAGAAAUUUUAAAAGUUGGCAAAUUGUAUAGUGCUGGUACUAUACAGCAAAGGAAUUGUGAAAGUGAAACUUUAAGGGUUUUCAGAUUAAUAACAGCUCAAGUUUUUGGCAAGCUAAUUCAAGGCGAGUUCCUCAACAACGAAAACAAUCUAUCACCGAGUGAGGCAAUGGAACCUUUAGAAGAAAGUAACGAUUUAAGAGAGCACAUGGUUGGAAUUCUAUUUAGCAGAAGUAAAUUAACCCAUUUACAAAAACAAGUAAUCGUCCAUAUUGUACAAGCCAUCCGCAAAGAGACUGAAAGAGUCAGAGACGAAUGGGAAACCAACCUUUGCACAGCUUCAGUUGUAUCAUCAAACAGCAGCUCUAAUGUAGCAAAAACUUCAGAUACUUAUUGCUUUGAAAUGCUUUCAAUGGUAUUGGCUUUAUCGGGUAGCUCAGUGGGCAGAGCCUAUUUGUCUCACCAGGGUGGAUUGUUGGGCGAUUUGUUGACUUUGCUACACACGGGAAGCGCCAGAGUCCAAAGACAAGUCACUUCUUUGUUGAGACGAAUGCUUCCUGAAAUCACUCCGGAAUUCUUUGCCAAAGUUGUAGGAGUCACAAGCCUGCCACCUAGAGAUUUUAAUAUCGUCAGCGUGGCCAAUAAAGAUGCUAACUCUUUCAAAUUUGAUAUAAACAAUAUUGGGAUUCUGGAUAUUUUUCUAAGUGUGAUUGCUAAAGCUUUAACGUUGCAAGUGAAGAUGCGUAGCAAAUCAGGUAGUGGAGGGGCAGCUAAGGAAAUCAGUACCAUUACUUUGGCUGCUUCCAUACAAGGGAACGAUGACGUAGCUCAGAGAUGGUACUUGAGAGGUACGGCCAAUAGAAAAUUGGCCGAAGUUAUUGUGCAGCUUAUAACUGAUAUGACUGCGGGUAAAAUGUCUGAAAUUUGGGCCAACAUUACCAAAGGAGCCAUAGCCGAAAAUAUUUUAAAUUUGACUUGUUUAAAUGAAGAAUAUCGAGUGCCUAAUGUUUGUCUAAAAACGCCCACUCUAUGGCUAGCUCUGGCUUCUUUAUGCGUAUUGGACAAAGAUCAUGUAGAGCGGCUUUCCUCAGGUCAAUGGAGUAAGGCCGAAGGCCAUCCAAUGCCUCCCAGGCCUAUGUGCAGCAAUCACGACGACGGUGAAACCACUGCUGUGAUUCAGUGCAACAAUUGUGGCAAUCUAUGUGCAGAUUGUGAUAGAUUUUUGCAUUUGCACAGGAAAACUAGAGCCCACUUAAGACAAGUGUGUAAAGAAGAAGAAGAAGCAAUAAAAGUGGAACUACAUGAAGGAUGUGGAAGAACCAAACUCUUUUGGCUUCUAGCGUUGGCCGAUUCUAGAACUCUCAAAGCAUUGGUUGAGUAUCGAGAAGGCGGUGCACGUACCAGAGCUGCCGGUAUAACUGGAAUUUGUCGAUUUUGCGGUACUACAGGCAAUUCGGGUUUAUUGGCUAUUGGAAAUGUUUGCGCAGACUCGGAAUGCCAGGAAUAUGGGAAAACUGCCUGCACGAAGCUGUUAAACUGCGGUCAUAUGUGCGGUGGGGUUUUAAAAGAAACCCAAUGCUUACCUUGUUUACAUGGAUGUUCGAAUGAUGUUAGUUUGAGACAAGAUUCGGACGAUAUGUGCAUGAUUUGUUUUACCGAGGCUUUGUCUUGUGCUCCUGCAAUUCAGCUACAAUGCGGACACGUGUUCCACUUACAUUGCUGCAAAGCUGUUUUAAUGAAACGAUGGGCAGGACCAAGGAUCACUUUUUCGUUUUCACUAUGUCCUAUUUGCAAGGUUGAAAUAAGUCAUCCGACUCUACAAGAGCUUCUACAGCCAAUCCAAGAGUUAUUCAAAGACGUCCGUAGAAAAGCCCUAAUGCGACUUGAAUACGAAGGUCUGCACACUGUGGAAGCUGUUUCGACGCCCGGAGCUCGUUUCUACAACGAUCCCGCUUCUUAUUCCAUGGAGAGAUACGCUUAUUAUGUUUGUUACAAAUGCAGUAAGGCUUAUUAUGGUGGUGAAGCAAGAUGCGACGCAGACGCAGGCGACGGGUACGACCCGGCAGAAUUGGUUUGCGGCGCUUGCAGCGACGUAGCACGUGCCCAAAUGUGCCCCAAACACGGAACAGAUUUCCUAGAGUACAAGUGCCGGUACUGUUGUUCCGUAGCCGUGUUCUUUUGCUUCGGUACCACUCACUUUUGCAACCCUUGCCACGACGAUUUCCAGCGAGUCACCAAUCUGUCCAAAGGGGAAUUGCCUCUGUGUCCUGCUGGGCCGAGAGCUACGCAGCUUGAAGGUGACGAGUGUCCUUUGCACGUUAAACAUCCAGCUACCGGGGAGGAGUUUGCUUUAGGGUGUGGUGUCUGCAGGAAUGCACAUACGUUUUAGGAGAUAUUAUGGAAUAUGUGCUUCAGUUAUUUGAGAUAUGAAAUUUUAUCAAAGAGUAGCUAUCUAUAUUAUUAGAAAUUUCCAUUAUUGAGUAUGUACUUUCUCAUCUCUUUUCGACUUAUAUAAGUAAUACGACCCAGAAGGAAGUUGAUAAUUUUAUGCUUAUUCUCUAGUCAAAUAUUUAUCUCGUACUUAUUUUUUUGAAGAUUUAUUUCACACCAAAUGUUCCUUUUAUAAUGUAAUAAAUUAUUCAAUUUAUUCUAUGUACGUACCUACCUAUAUGAACUAAAUUAUUAUAUAACUUAUUGAAACUGAUUGUCUUAUUUUCUCCCUUUUCUGCUAGAUACAAAAAAUAUUCUGUUGUUAGUUUACAACAAACAAAUAAUAAUGAUUCUUAAUUCUUAUGGACUAAUUUGCAUAAAACCAAAAUAAAAAAUACUUCUAAACUAAACACAUGCCGGACAUUGGCAAUAAGUCUUGUGACCCAUGACUGAAACUAAUUCCAUGUUUAGUUCAAUUUCGAUUCUAUCAUCAUUUGAGAAAAUGUAUCCUAUUUGUGGAUUUAAAAGAUUUCCCCAUAAAAUUGCUUGGGGGUAUCCCCAAGCCAUACGUUCUCCAUUUCUUUUUCCAUACACAUAACGAGAGCUAGAAGUGAAAUCUGUUUGGAUAACAUUUUUAGAAGCAUCAACCGAUAAAAUUGUGAAUGAUUUUUUCACAUCAUAUGAAAAUUGGUUUUCGUAAUCGUUAUCAUCUUUUUCUAAAUGAAUGGAUAGAUAAGGUCCUUCUUCUUGUUCUUCAUCUAUGAUUUUUGCAAUGAACAAUUGCCAUGAGGUGAAGUCGAGAUAAAAUGGUUCAGAGUAAAUUCUCUCAUUAUAAUUUUGCAAAAGAGUUUUGAUAUUCCUGAAUUGAAAUCUUUUUGAUAAAGUGCCAGUGGUAUAGAGGGGAAGUGUUUC
This is a messenger RNA of Ceutorhynchus assimilis (cabbage seed weevil), 14991 nucleotides long. The record is from the annotation of a GenBank genome assembly. Lineage: Eukaryota; Metazoa; Arthropoda; Insecta; Coleoptera; Curculionidae.